AUGUAUGUACACAACCAAACAAGGAUUGGAGAAAUCUUUCUUGUAGGAUUUAAGAACAGCCACAAUCUAAAGAACGUGCUUUUCACUUUCUUUCUUUUCAUUUACAUUGCAACUUUGACAGGGAAUUUUGUGAUUAUUGUAUUGGUGGCGAUUACCAGACGACUUCACACUCCAAUGUAUUUCUUCCUCAGCUUCCUGUCUUCCUCUGAAAUUAUGACUACCACCAAUAUUGUCCCCAGAAUGCUCUCUGUAAUUAUGAAAGAUGGUGAAGUUAUUUCAUUGACUGCAUGCAUGUCUCAAUUUUAUUUCUUCUCAGCAUCAACAAAUUCAGAAUGCUUUCUCCUUAGUGUCAUGUCCUAUGACCGCUAUUUGGCCAUUUGCCACCCCUUGAGAUAUAUCUCCAUCAUGGACUUCAAUCUCAAACUGAACCUAGUUUUUUGGUCCUGGCUGAUAGGGUUCACAGUUACCAUCAUUAUUACUAAUCUGGUCUGUAACCUGCACUUCUGUGGACCCAAUAUCAUAGACCAUUUCUUCUGUGAUCUGGCUCCCAUACUACAACUCUCCUGUUCUGAAACUUCCAUGGUGGAAGCUCAGGCAGUUAUAUUUUCUGUUCCUGUCAUUCUCCUUCCAUUUAUUUUUAUUAUUGCAACUUACAUCUUCAUAUCUUUUUCCAUCAUAAGAAUAUCAUCAUCUGCCGAGAGACAGAAAGCCUUCUCCACCUGCAGCUCACAUCUGGCUAUAGUUUGCACAUAUUAUGGGACCCUGAUUAGUGUUUAUUUAUUCCCAUUGAAAGGGCAUUCCCCCAAUUUAAGCAAAAUCCUUUCUUUAUUAUACAUUAUAGUUACCCCAUUGCUUAACCCAAUCAUAUAUAGCCUGAGGAACCAGGAGAUCCAGGCAGCUUUAAAGAAAUAUACAAUUAAGAGUUAUAAGUAA
Messenger RNA from Pseudophryne corroboree (corroboree frog), 933 nucleotides. Its product is annotated as olfactory receptor 10A7-like. Gene Ontology annotation, biological process: G protein-coupled receptor signaling pathway. The transcript has a single exon. Lineage: Eukaryota; Metazoa; Chordata; Amphibia; Anura; Myobatrachidae. Gene Ontology annotation, cellular component: membrane. The record is from RefSeq and is a predicted model, not a curated record. Bases 1 to 933 code for a protein of 310 amino acids. Gene Ontology annotation, molecular function: G protein-coupled receptor activity; olfactory receptor activity.